AUGGAGCCGGAGCGCGAGUGCCGGGUGCUCUCCAUCCAGAGCCACGUCGUCCGCGGCUACGUGGGCAACAAGGCGGCCACCUUCCCCCUGCAGGUUUUGGGAUUUGAAGUUGACACUGUGAACUCAGUCCAGUUUUCAAACCACACAGGUUAUGCACACUGGAAGGGUCAGGUGUUAAAUUCAGAUGAACUUCAUGAACUGUAUGAAGGACUUAAGCUGAACAAGGUCAACCAGUAUGAUUAUGUACUCACAGGUUAUACAAGGGACACAUCGUUUCUUGCAAUGGUGGUGGAUAUUGUCCAGGAGUUGAAGCAACAGAAUUCAAACCUUGUGUAUGUAUGCGAUCCAGUGAUGGGUGACAAGUGGAAUGGAGAAGGCUCCAUGUAUGUGCCCAAGGACCUCCUCCCAGUCUACAGGGACAAAGUUGUACCUGUUGCUGAUAUAAUUACUCCUAACCAGUUCGAGGCAGAGUUACUUACUGGCAGGAAGAUUCACACAGAAAAAGACGCUUUAGAGGUAAUGGAUAUGCUCCAUGCCAUGGGACCAGAGACUGUGGUGAUCACAAGCUCAGAUCUGCAGGCACCUCUAGGAAAUGACUACCUUAUUGCCCUGGGAAGCCACAGAAAAACUAAUGCAGAUGGUACCAAGAUGACACAAAGAAUUCGAGUGGAAUCUCCUAAAGUGGAUGCUGUCUUUGUUGGAACAGGAGACUUGUUUGCUGCUAUGCUUUUGGCCUGGACACAUAAGCAUCCAAACAAUUUGAAGGUGGCAUGUGAAAAGACUGUGUCAGCCAUGCAACAUGUUCUGCAAAGGACCAUUAAGAGUGCAAAAGCACAAGCCGGAGAAGGAAACAAACCAAACUCAGCCCAUCUGGAACUGAGAAUGGUCCAAAGCAAAAAGGACAUAGAAAACCCAGAGAUCAUAGUGAAAGCUACUGUGUUAUAAAGGCUGUAUGUCUCCAAUAACGCACAAUGUAUUGAUGUCCUCAUCUCUUUCCUGUAAAUUGUAAUAUUUGCCUUAGAUCUGUGACAGAAACCUGACUUUCAUGAAAUAGCGCCCAGCAUAGGCAGAUAUCCACUCUCAAACAUAUGUGCUGGCCUUGCUCAGUUUUAAAAACAAAACAGAGUUAGUAUGCAUUAACGCAUAUUACCAGGUAUCAAAAUGGCUGUCAAAUUCACUUAGUCUGUGUAAUUACCCAGGGCAAGAGAGUACGAUGUUCCUGCCUUGCCAAAGACUUCAGAUGUGAAUUUGCUAACGGAAUGCUUGACUAGCUGGAGAAUAUAUUUCAAGACAGCAUUUAGUGCCAAUGGAGCUGGCUACAUGCUCCCUUUUCCUGGAGAGAUCUGGUUACCUACUCUGGUGUUCAGUAUCUCAGCUGCUACAAAACUAAGCAGGGUUAAAACUACACACAAAUUUCUGGUUGUGUGUAGGAGUACUUUGGAGAUGUUUGGCAUUUAAGUACUCUGAAGUGACCUUGAGGUGUCAUUCAUGUUACUGGUAACUGCUCCUGUUUCUUGUUUUAUGAACAGUUGCACGGUUUCAGUUUUUGCAGGUACUGGCUGCUAAUUUCUAAUGUCCACAGGUGUCCCCCCCCGAUACUCUUCCAAAAAUCUAAAACAUAUUAAUAAAAGAGCAUCUUUUUUUCAGUAGCACUGAUUAGAAGUUUGUAGUUCUACCUCCAAGGCCAGGCUUGAUGCUUUGUUUGUUUUUUAACUAAGGACAAUUGUUCCUUAAGGACAAAAGAGAAAGCAGCUCCUGCUCUGAAAGAUGCCUGCCCUGGUUCGUUCUUCGUGGGUGGAUGUAUUUACAAACUGUGUAGGGCACUUCCUCUUAGCAAUAGCGAGCACUAUAGGCAGGCUUAUCAAUGAAGCAACGUGGUAACAGUAGUAGGUAUGGCUUAGUAAGUUGCAUAUUCAGGGAAUCAUAAAAUAUUUUUUCCCAAAUUCAGAGAAACGCACAAAAUCUGUUCAUAAUGUAAUUCUCUGCAACCUUAUUUGAUGAGAGAUCACAGAAAUGUUAUUGUUUGUCUCCCAAAUAUUUUUUUAAUUUCAAAAUUCUGCUUCAUUAGCCUUCAAAAUGGGAUUCUUACUAAUUUCAGUAUCUUGUAUGUCUCAGCCACAUCUUAUGCCAGUAGGGCAGACGCACUGACAAAUACUGACCACUUGUACUUCCUGUUGAUUUCUGUAUGGGACUGAAGUUUUAGCUUCUCCAAAGAGGAACUCAAGUGUCUUGUUAUAUCAGAAUUCUGCUGAUGAGCUUUAUUUGUCUUAGAUGGCAUAGGCAGAUACUGCAUAGACAGAAACUGCAUUUUGGCUUGCAGUUACAUAAAGCAAAUUUUCGUUAGAGAAAAGGGCAGCUCUGAGUUUUUCUUGAUGACCUGAGGAGGCUCAGGAAACUCAUUCUCGGGUCUCUCCUGGAUACCUUUCCUGCCUCUUCCUCAUUAUACCUGCCUAAUGGAUAGUGUCACUUGCAUAGAGUGGGAGUCCCCAGCAGAGCUGGUUGGAAGAUUGUCUUUGACACUGCAGACUUCACUUAUCUCCCCAUUUUGUGGAUUUUUUGCCAUUGUUAAGCCAAAGUUAAUUGGCUUCACCUAGUAGAAGUGUGAUUUAUCCUUAAAGUUGUUUUUAGUUCAGCAGAUUUUUUAAUAGAGUAAGAUUUCAUAAUCAAUGCACUUCUGAAAUCCCUUGUUUUCAAUAUCUCUGAAGCAAAUGAAAUUUCAGAGAUGAACACAUUUUGCAGCAAAUGUAAGAGGCAAAGCUCAAGCUUUCACUCUCAACAGCUAAUACUUUUAUUUCCUCUCAUGAGUUUGAAGUUAAAAAUGAAAAAAAAAAAGACUUGAGAAUUUUAAGGAAAAAGAAAAAGACCUACAAAACAUGACUCUACUGCCACAGUUUAGAAUGACCACUGCCAUGAAAUAACUUCCUAGCAAUAAUAAUUUUGGUGAUGUGAACAGUCACUAAAAUUAGCAGUCAGUAACAGAGAUGAGCUCAUGGCAGAUACCCACCAUGUGAAAAGACAUGAACUAUCAGUGUGUAUACAUCUGAUGGGAAAGAGUAAAGAAGAGGGAACGAGAGUCUUCUCAGUGAUGCCUGAUGGAAAGAUGAGAGGCAAUGGGCACGAGCUGAAAUACAGGAAAAUUUGCUUACACAUUUAAAAAUAAAUCCCUCUGAGGGUGAGAGCACACUGGAACAGGUUUCCCAGAGAGGCUGUGGAGUCACCAUCCUCGGAGAUAUUCAAAUAUCAAGAUUCUUGAAUUCUUCACGUCAGAGGAUCAACAGGAGAAAGAAGAUCAAAAUUUGCCUUUAAUAUUUUUUUUUAGUAGCAUUAACUAUGCACUGUCAAAAUUUGCUGUCAAAGAAACCUUACCUUCUGUAAGUCUGUACUACAGAAAAGCCCUUUUAGUAAGUGUGAGACAGCACAAUUAUUUCUGGCACUUAAAAAAAAUAGACUUUCACAAGGGAAUUGCGAGAAAGACAGGGCUGUUUUUCUCUGAAGUAAAAAGCCUGAAAUUUAGGAAACACAAAGUUACCUUACAAAGAAGGUUUUAUCUGUUAACCAUAAUCAGCCUUGAUCUUGCCAUAAAAGAGAAAGUGGGGUGUUUGCUGGAGCAGCUGAUACGUGUCAGGUGUGUUCUCUUCCUACGUCUUCAAAGAAAGAAGGAUCACUCCAGUAAUUCACACCUUUCUGUGACAUAGCCAUACUGUACAAAGGAUGGAUAAAGCAAGGGGAGCUUCAGAAAAAAAGGUAACAAUACUCACGUGCUCAAUUCGCAAAAGUUCCUAUUUUGCACUAGCUGGAUUCUGUAGCAGUUGGCUGCUCGCUGCUUCUGCUUAAGUCCCUGGGAGUUGUUCAUGUGGCAUCUGUUUUAAACUCCCACUGACCUGAUCUAAACUAGGUCAGGUUUAUGUAUUCAGUGAAGAAUUGUGCUUAACAUCUCUUGCCUGGAACAAGCAUCAAAAGAUAUCUGUAAAUAUAUUCUGUAGCUGACAUUUUGUAGUCACAACAGGCUUUUUUAAACGUCAAGGUAUAUAUAUGUAAUACUGAGAUGCGUUUUUAUUGGUUCAGAGUUAUACAGCACUUUUUCAUAAUGCUUGCAGAACAAAAUUCAAAGGCUCGGAACAGUCAUGUCCAACCUUCAUUCCCACCUCUCCUCCUGCAGGUAAUAUCUGUAGAGUACGAACACCUACUGCCCGGUGCAGCUAAAAGUGUAUCAGUAUUAGACAGCUGCCCACUAUUUAUGUAAGGCCUUGGAGGAGACUCAUCAGGGUUGUCUGAUCCACUUGCAGAUCCUUAGGUAAAGAAAAAUGGUUAUUCUAAACGAGUUUAGGUCCCAACAGAAGAAAAAGCACUUGAGCACAGAGAGUGGAGUCAAUAACUUACAAAGAAGCUUCCAUGGAUGUCCUAACAGCACAAGGAGGGUUGGUAACCCACUAGUCCGAGGCCCCUCACUCAGCCUUGAGACUGGUGUGGUUGGGGAAUGCCAGCUUCACUGCUGUCUGUACCCCCAGCUGUACAUGUGGAGGACACGUGUACAUAUCAAGUUAGCUGUCAAGCACACAUCUGACACUGAAGCGUGUGUCCUCAUGGGAGUGGUGAACGGCUUGUGUUUGUGUCCAGUUGACUUCCCCGCUGUUCUCUCUCUCCACUUACUGUGAUUUGUGUUGGAUGCUUUUUGCUGGGGCGAACUGUUCUCUGUAUGUGGUCAGCCAUUUUGAUUACUGCAAGUGCACUCCUUCGUGGAGCCAUGGUGCAGGAAAGACCAAAACUUGUUUACAAAUAAUCUACUCUAUUCUGGGCCUGGAUAUAGUCUCUAAAUGAUUAAAAUUCCCUUUUACCUCUUUGGGAGACACAUGCAUAAAGAUGCGCUAGAAUCAAUGCUAUUCACACUGGGUAUAAACAUUUUAGAAAUCUGCAGUAUGAAAUCGUGAACUUUAAUGUUUGUUUGCUGAUUUAUAUUGAAAAUCUAUAAUCAAUGUGCUAUACAAAAGAAUCAGAGGACCAAGGUUUCCAGCUACUCAUACUGCCUUUUGGAGUAUCUUACUGUAUCUUGUUUGGAUGGUGUUAAUUUGUUGUCUGAGACUGUUAUGGUGAUUGUAUUGAUAUAUUUUAUUUUAAACUAUGUGGCAAAGAAGAUUGUAAUAAAAGCAUCUACAUUUAAUAUACUGUGCACACACAAA
This is a messenger RNA of Oxyura jamaicensis (ruddy duck), 5177 nucleotides long. RefSeq names its product pyridoxal kinase (gene PDXK). Gene Ontology annotation, molecular function: pyridoxal kinase activity. Gene Ontology annotation, cellular component: cytosol. Gene Ontology annotation, biological process: pyridoxal 5'-phosphate salvage. The transcript is spliced from 11 exons. The coding region runs from base 1 to 945 and encodes 314 amino acids. NCBI's taxonomy places the organism in Eukaryota, Metazoa, Chordata, Aves, Anseriformes, Anatidae. The record is from RefSeq and is a predicted model, not a curated record.